Haemonchus placei is the source of this 1098-nucleotide messenger RNA. Lineage: Eukaryota; Metazoa; Nematoda; Chromadorea; Rhabditida; Trichostrongylidae. The record is from the annotation of a GenBank genome assembly.
GAUGACGACUACGGAGUAGUGGAGGAUGAGGAUGAAAUAAAAGAAAAGGAAGACGAGCAACAGCCAGUGCAGCCGUUGAAGUUUGCCGACGUUCCGGCUCAUUUUCGAUCUAACUGGGCCUCCUAUCAAGUGGAGGCACUGGUCCUGGCCUUGAUUGCCAUGUACCUACUUAAUUAUGUCAUUGGUCGAAACACUAAUCAAUCAAUGGCGUUAGAGUGGUUUGAUAAUGUCAGAGGUCUCCUUGAACAGCAGUUCGCCUUGGUGGGAGAUGACGGAGUGAAUGCAUAUCCAGAGAGUGGAGCUGCCGUACAAAGAGAGACUGACUGUUCCUAUACCGUAUGGUGUUCAGGAAGGAUUGGCGUCAACGGUAUGCUUAUUCAGAUACGAACGAUGAAACGUCAAGACCUCAUGAGCCGAAUUAUGGGCUUCUUCACACCACAGAAGGAUGUCAUUACAUUUAAGGUAUUCAGAAAGAGUCCAAUUUCUCUGUUUUGGUUACGAAUUCGAUUGUUUUUUUAUAAGGAGAUGCUAGAUCUGUCUACCUAUACAGUCGAGAAGAAGAAUACAUCUCAGUUUGGGUUACCAGCGAGUUUUGCUCUUUACGCCGAACAGUCUGAGGCUACCUACGCAAUCUUUGAGCCAGGAGUUGUAGCCAUUCUCAAAAAAUAUGAAAAGGCAAUUGAACAUGUACACAUCUCCGACCAGUACAGCGGCCAGAAACCACCAGAAAACUUACACUCGGCUACCCGAAUUCUGCCUGAACUUGGACGAGUCGCAGGCGGAGCUCCUUCAUUUAAUGUUCUAUAUUGUGGACAAGGUGUGUUUGGUGGCUCUGUACGGAAAUUCCGCAUGAGCAAGGAGGCAAAACAGAAGGCUGACAAGAGAAGACGUGAGGUUGAGGAUGCGUUCAUAAAGACAACUCAUCAGUUGAGGCAGGAAGCAGCUCAGGCACGUCGCGAAGAAAAGACCCGUGAACGUAAGCAACGCCUUUUGGAGGAAGAAGACCCUGAAAAACAAAGACGACUUGAGAAACUCGAAAUGAAACGAGAAGCCAAGGCAAAGCAACCGAAGAUGAAACAAUUAAAAGUAAAGAUGUGA